Molecule: messenger RNA, 1262 nt
Organism: Hevea brasiliensis (rubber tree)
Lineage: Eukaryota; Viridiplantae; Streptophyta; Magnoliopsida; Malpighiales; Euphorbiaceae
Product: glycosyltransferase BC10-like
Exons: 2
Coding region: 1-1230 (409 amino acids)
Cellular component (GO): membrane
Molecular function (GO): glycosyltransferase activity
Source: RefSeq, a predicted model, not a curated record
AUGAAGAACUUCAAUCAACAACUGCGUUCAAGGGCCUCAUCCAUGCUCAUCAAUAGCCAAAUGCACCUCCCUCACUUCUUCUCCUAUCUCCUUUUCUUCGGCUGCGGUUUAGCCCUUGGCAUAACUCUUUGUUCCUAUCUCACACACAUUUCUUUAAACUUUCAUCUCAACCGAUUCUCCAUCCAAAGCCCGACUUCUCUAUCCAAAUCCUCUUCAUCAUUUUCACUGAUCUCGCCUCCCCCGCCGCCGCUUUUACCUUUGGAACUGUUCCUGAAUCAAAAGAUUAAUCAAACCGGUUAUGAAGAGCUAAUAUUCAAACCAUCGCCAAAUGUCUCCCACGGUAUGGAAGAAGAAGAGCUGUUGUGGAGAGCAUCAAUGGUUCCUAAUAUUGGAGAUUUGCCAUUGAAGAUUAAUCGAAAAGUUGCGUUCUUGUUUUUGACACAAGGGCCUUUGCCUUUGUCUCCUCUGUGGGAUUUGUUCUUUAAAGGUCAUGAAGGGUUUUACUCAAUUUACGUGCAUUCUAAUCCAUUUUUCAAAGGAACAGUGCCCUCCAAUUCUGUGUUUUAUGGCAGGGGGAUCCCAAGCAAGGUGGUGCAAUGGGGAGCGUUCACAGUAGUAGAGGCAGAGCGUCUCCUAUUAGCAAAUGCAUUGCUGGACUUUUACAACCAACGCUUUGUUCUCCUCUCAGAUUCAUGCAUUCCUCUGUUCAACUUCUCCACAAUCUACCAUUACUUAAUGGGCUCAUCAAAAUCUUUCAUAGAGGUACUUGACCUGCCCGGCUUUGACGGCCGUCGCCGAUAUAACCCAGGAAUGAGUCCCACAAUUCAGCUUGAUCAAUGGCGAAAGGGCUCCCAGUGGUUCCAGAUAGACCGCAGGCUUGCCCAUGAGGUAAUCUCAAACCAAAAGUAUUUCUCGAUAUUUCAAAGAUUUUGCAAUGACUUGUGCUUCGGUGAUGAGCACUACUUGCCAACUUUGGUUACCAUAAAGUUUUGGAAGAUUUCAAACAGGACAUUGACAUGGGUUAACUGGUCAAGGGGAGGAGCCCAUCCGUUCACGUUUGGGAGGAUGGAAACCACUAGGGAAAACUUGGAGUGGCUGAAGAAUAAUGGGAAUAAGGGAUGUGAAUACAAUGGGAGGAGGAUUCAUAUUUGCUACUUGUUUGCAAGAAAGUUUAUGCCUAAUGCUUUGGAUAGGUUGCUGAGAUUAGCUCCUCAUGUGAUGCAAUUUUAGUUUAGUUUAUUAAUAGAUCCAUCAUUUUUUGA